AUGGAUAAUACCACCUAAAAUCUGAAAUGCAAUAAGCAUCCAAAUAAAAACCAUGAAUUUAUUUAAAUAAAUGAUGUCCUAACUCAACAAAUCUCCACUAAUCCUCUCUUUUACUGCUCUUCCUGCUUUAAUAAUGAUCUUAACUUUAAAUCUAUCAAUUAUCUUAUGAUCGAGCAGAUUAUUUAAGAAGCAGACACUUAAAUUAUCCCAAAAUGGCCGCCAGUCAAUGAUUAUCAAAUCAUCUCAGAUCUCUUUGAUCUUUCAUAAAAAUAAUCUUCACUUGGCUGCGUCAAGCAGAUCACAGACUUCUUUGAUCAAUUAAAAGAAGAGUUUUUAAAUAAAAUAAAUCUCAUCUAAAAAAAGAUGAUCAAUGAAGCCUUGAAAUAUCCUGAUGAUCCAUAGCAAAUCCUCAAAAGAUAUUAAGAAAUCUCAAACAUUCUUUAGUUUAAGUAGCUUCUUAACAAUGAAAAACUAAAUAACAUCCAAGAUCAUUCAAUUCUUUGUAAAGAAUUUAUCUCAAAAAUGGAAUCUCAAAAAGAUAAAAACACUGAGUUGUUGUAAAAUCUACUUACCUAAGCAAAUUAAAUGCAAACGAAUUUCAACAUGGAAUAUCCUCACGUCAUUAAAUAGCAAUUAUUUACUCUUAUUGACUAAAUUUCUUUCUUUAAUUUAGAUAUUACUGAACUCAGUAAUACAAAUCAUAAUAACACUAGAAAUUAAAUGGAAACUAAUAUUAAAAAUCAAAAUAAUUAAAUUGGAGAUUUAAAAGUAACAUCUGACUUAAUCACUAAUAGUUUUAAUGACGAAAAUGAAUUUGAAUUCUUCAGAAACUCCAAAGAUAUAAAAUUGAAUACUUCAUUUGAGGAAAGCUUACUCAAUUUAGAUCUAAAAUUGUUUGCAACUUAGUGGGACAACGGGUAAGCAAAUUGUGUAAUAAAUAAAAAAGAAAAUGGCUAUUAUGAAAUUGAAAAAUUAAAUAAUAAUAAGUGGGUGAAUUGUAUAUCAAAUAUAAAUUUAUAAAAAAAUUAGAAGUAUAUUUUUAGGAUAAAACUUGAAAGCCUAAAUGAAGCUUAUUUUAUGAUAGGUCUAAUGAGGAAUUCGAAUGCUGAUUCAGAUUAUGGAUUUAGAGAGUAUUUAAGCUGCUACUUAUAUCAAAGUAAUCAAUCUGUUAUUAAAACUGGAGGUUAGGGCAUUGAUAAAUAAUUAAAGGGAGAAGGAUUUACGACAAGCGGAGAGAAUAUGAUAGAACUAAGAUUGUGUUUGAAAGAAUAAAUUCUAGAAGUGUUAGAUUAUCCUAAUUAUGAAUAUAAGUUAGGAUUAGAGGAUAAAUAUAAAGAGAAGCUUUCAUAAUUUGAUGAUCUAAGAUUUUAUCUUGGCUUUCGUGAUAAAGGAAGCAAAUAUAUUUUGAUGGAUAUUAAAGAUUACAAAGAAUUAAAUGAAUUUCUAUAUUCUUCACUUUAAUCUCAUUAGGUUCUUCAUAUUGACUUGAGUUGCAUUUAUAUUGAAGAUGAAGAUGCAUUAAGGUUAGGUUAUGCUUUAAAAAAUUACAUUUAUCUCUCAAAUUUGAUACUAGAUAUUCCUCACUGUAAUAUUUCUUAUGUAGGUGUAUCAGGCUUAGGUUAUGCUUUAGCAAAUUGCCUUAAUCUCUCAAAUUUGACACUUGGCUUUUGUUUUAAUUGGUUUGGUGAUGAAGGUGCAUCAAGCUUAGGUUCUGCUUUAGCAAAGUGCAUUACUCUCUCAAAUUUGACACUUGACCUUUAUUAAAAUUAAAUUGGUGACAAAGGUGCAUCAGGUUUAUUUUCUGGUUUAGGAAAUUGCAUUAAUCUCUCAACUUUGACACUUGACCUUCAUGGUAAUUAAAUUGGUGACAAAGGUGCAUCAGGUUUAUUUUCUGGUUUAGGAAAUUGCAUUAAUCUCUCAACUUUGACACUUAACCUUAGUUAUAAUUAAAUUGGUGAUGAAGUUGCAUCAGCCUUAGGUUCUGCUUUAACAAAGUGCAUUAAUCUCUCAAAUUUGACACUUAACCUUAGUGAUAAUGAAAUUGGUGACGAAGGUGCAUCAAGCUUAGGUUCUGCUUUAGCAAAGUGCUUUAAUCUCUCAAAUUUGACACUUGACCUUCAGUAAAAAUAGUUUAUUUGUUUUGGAUUGUGA
Messenger RNA from Tetrahymena thermophila SB210, 2151 nucleotides. RefSeq lists its product as hypothetical. The record is from RefSeq and is a predicted model, not a curated record. The transcript is spliced from 10 exons. Gene Ontology annotation, molecular function: protein binding. NCBI's taxonomy places the organism in Eukaryota, Ciliophora, Oligohymenophorea, Hymenostomatida, Tetrahymenidae.